Messenger RNA from Trichomycterus rosablanca, 5938 nucleotides. RefSeq names its product zinc-alpha-2-glycoprotein-like. Gene Ontology annotation, cellular component: external side of plasma membrane. Gene Ontology annotation, biological process: immune response. Lineage: Eukaryota; Metazoa; Chordata; Actinopteri; Siluriformes; Trichomycteridae. The record is from RefSeq and is a predicted model, not a curated record. The transcript is spliced from 9 exons. Bases 102 to 1292 code for a protein of 396 amino acids.
GUGGCGUGAACGGGCCGCAGACAGUAACCAACUGAAGUGUUAUUAUCACUAGAGGACUGUACAAACUGGUUUAUGUUUAGAACAAGGACGGACUGGUGAUAAUGGCGAUGCUAAUACUGGUUGGUAUGUUGGGUAUGUUGAUGGCAGGAACUGGUGUAGCAGUAAACAGAGAGGGUGAGCAUUCCCUCUUCUACAUCUACACGGCUCUCUCCAAACCUCUCCAACUACCCGGCAUUUAUGAGUUCAUUGCGCUGGGCAUGCUCGAUGACCGAGAGCUCGAUUACUACAGCAGUGAGAAACAAAUAAAGCUUCCAAUGCAGACCUGGAUGCAGGAGAAGAUGCCAGAAGAUUACUGGGAGAAAGGAACCCAGUCCCGCAAGAGUAAAGAGCAGUGGUUCAAGGUCAACCUGGAUAUCCUGAUGGAUCGGAUGAACCACACCAAGUCUGAUGUUCAUGUUCUUCAGUGGAGACACGGGUGUGUGGUUAAGGAAAACACAGAUGGAAACGUUUCAUUUGUUAGCGGCAUUGAUGAGUACAGUUAUGACGGCUCAGAGUUCCUCUCAUUUGACCUACAAAACUCCAGAUGGAUCGCUCCGGUCCCUGCUGCUCAGGCGACCAAGAAUAAAUGGGAUGACGUGGCCAUUCUAAACCAGUACACCAAGGGCUACCUGGCGAAAGAGUGUGUGGACUGGCUCUCCAAGUUCAUGGGCUAUGGAGAAGCAUCACUAAAAGCACACAUUCCACCGGAUGUGUUUAUAUUCGCGAAGAAAUCAGUAACCAACCCCGACAAGUUGACCCUGACCUGCUUGGCCACCGGUUUCUACCCUCCUGAUGUGCAGAUGUAUAUAAGAAAGUCUAGAACUACUCUGCCUGAACAUCUAACAACAUCUUCAGGAAUCAGACCCAACGAUGACGGCAGCUACCAGCUGAGGAAGUGUGUGGAUGUCCUGGAGCAGGAUAAAGCUCGUUACGAUUGUUACGUCACCCACAGCACCCUCAAGGAGCCGAUAAUUACAAAUUGGACUAUAGAUGGAAAAUGCUUUGACUGUGGUGUGGUUUCGCCUGGAAUCAUUGGAGCUGGGAUUUCGGUGGUGCUCACGCUGCUUUUGGUCGGACUGGUCCUCUUCAUCCUCAAAAAGAAAGGAAUAAUCAUGAGUCCAUGUGGAUCAAAUGGACACGUCAACGAAAAUGGGUAUAACCUAACAUCUACAGGAGAAAUUGCAACUGUAAAUGGAGGAACAGCCUGUGCAGACCCUGAUAGAGCCAUGAAUGGAAAUGGGUUCCAUUCUUAAAGUGCUGCAGGAGGAACUGAUGAGGAACUUUAAAGUUAGAACCAAGCUGCUGAUAAACGUUAUGGUUUCUCAUCCACUAAGCUUUUGUUUUCAGUGUUGAUUAACGCCACACAUUUCUGAGGUUCCGGUUUGAUUGGUGAGAGCAUUUCUGUGAGCUACCUUAAAGCAUUUCAUUUACAUUUAUACAGUUUGGGUGAUUAAGGGUUUAGGGGCCUUGCUCAGGGGCCAAACAGUGGCAAUUGAACAGGCAAUCUUUUGAUUAUAAGUCCAGUUACCUUAACCGCUGAGCUACCACUGAGCUACCAAAAGAUUACAUACACUGAUCAGUCAUAACAUUAAAACCACCUCCUUGUCCAUUUUAUCAGCUCCACUUACCAUAUUACUGACUGUAGUCCAUCUGUUUCUCUACAUGCUUUUUAACCUGCUUUCACCCUGUAUUUCAAUGGUCAGGACCCCCACAGGACCACCACAGAGCAGGUACUAUUUAGGUGGUGGAUCAUUCUCAGCACUGCAGUGACACUGACAUGGUGGUGGUGUGUUAGUGUGUGUUGUGCUGGUAUGAGUGGAUCAGACACAGCAGCAGUGCUGCUGGAGUUUUUAAAUACCGUGUCCACUCGCUGUCCAAUCUAUUAGACACUCCUAUCUAGUUGGUCCACCUUGUAGAUGUAAAGUCAGAGACGAUCGCUCAUCUAUUGCUUCUGUUUGUGAGUCGGUCAUCUUCAGUGGUCACGGGGCGCUGUUGGCUGGAAACUUUUGGUUGGUGGACUAUUCUUAGUACAGCAGUGACAGUGAGGUGUGUAAAAACUCCAGCAGCACUGCUGUGUCUGAUCCACUCAUACCAGCACAACUACAAAGUGCUUCUAUAUGGUAAGUGUAGCUGAUAAAAUGGACAGUGAGUGUAGAAACAAGGAGGUGGUUUUAAUGUUAUGGCUGAUCGGUGUUUAGUGUGUUAAUGUUACAGUAUUUGAUUAGUAUUUCCACAUCAGAGGUCAAAAUUAUUUUGAUUGUUGUUUUGUGUAACGUUUGUGUUUUAUUUUUAUUAUAUGUGGUUUUUAUAUAAGUACAAGUUUUUGUAUAAGUACAUGGAGUAAAAAAAAAAAAUCUCCAUUGGAGUCAGAAAGUUAUGAUGUCCAGAAAUGCCAUUGACCUCCCUCUGCUCAACUUCACUUGAAGUGGAUUUAUGCCUAGUUCACACUACACCAUGUUUGCCCUGUUUUUAGCUCUCGAUCGCUCAACGACUCGAUCUGAGAGAAGACCUGAAAAUAUCUAGUGUGCUAAAUAUCUGGACCUGUCGGCGACUCAGAAUCCUGAAGUAUGAUCCAUUGUUGCAGUCAAUGUAUGAGUCGAGCUUCAGCAAAUGAGAAUGCAAGAUAUGGAGUGAUGGGGAACCUGGGGGUGGAGCUUAUAAACGUUAACAAGCAUGGUUUCUAUCAGAAAACAUCAGCACACGCACAAGCUUUACAGUAUUUGUGACCUUAUCAUCCACACCAAACCAGAAUACCCAGGCUGCAUUGCAAAAAAAAAAUUAUAUAGCUCCGACUCUCUCUGCAGAACAGAACAGACCAUCCCUGCUGGUCGUGCUGACAUCCAUUUCUGAAAGGAUAAACCCGUCUCAGACGUGGUAUCAUUAAACCCCUCGUCACCUCUCGCUUGUGUUUUGGUGACUAAAUGUAGUUUGGGAGACCAGACAGACUCGCCUGUGAUUCCUCCUGGUGAUAGAUGGUGUAGUGUGUGACCCUCUAAUCACCCAUCAGUGUGUAGUGUGAAAACCACGAGGACUUAAAAGACUCCCGAUUACAAGAGAUCCAGUCGUGUAGUGCAGGGGUUUUGGCCCACAUGUUGUCCAUGAUUUUUUGACCACAACACAAACAUAAUCUGGUCCCACUGUGGUUUACAAGAUGUAACGCAAAGCCUUCACAAGAGGGCACUUGUGUACAAGUUAAAAUGAGUUGAUUUAAUCGUUAUUAUUUGAAAGUCCUGUACUGUGAACUUGGCAUAAUGUGAAGUAAAAAAGAAGAGAACGAUUCGUACAUGAAAAAAAAAAAACGUGUAAAGAAAAUGAGAAAUGUUCUGUGCUUCAGUCUGAAUGAGAAAAGAAUCGUUCAGGUUGCGAUCAGUUCAGGAGCGAGGGAUGUCAUGGCAUGGGGGGUGUAUCGGUGCCACCCAUGAGCGUGGGUGACUGGUACAUCUGUGAGGGCGUCAGUGCAGCUUUUUUCGCCUUGAAGCACAAACGUAACCAAGCCAGCUCGGGCUGAAAAGCCGAACUGCUGAGGGCUUGUAGAACUGUCAAAAAGAGCAGUUUUUCUUUUAUUUUUAUUAGCCGCUUUGUUGCAAGGCUUCAGCCACACCCUCUUCAGACACAGCCGGUCGUGUCUGCACAAAGCACUUUCAAGAUUCAAACCCAGACGUCUGCAGUACGGAGCUAGUGUUAUAGAUGGCCGCACCACACAAGUGCCUGUAAAAAUGUUUUGCCCCAACUGUUUACAAACAUUUAAUAUUUUUAAACUCACUUUUGUAUACAGGACUGUGAAAAAGUAUUCCCCCCCCCAACCGAUUUAUUUAAUUUUGCUGAUUUGUCACAUUUAAAGGUUUAAAGGAUUUUCUGGUAGAGAGCAGAAUUUAGGUUGUCCAGGUCCUGCAGGAAGCAAAGCAGCCCCAGACCAUCACGCUACCACCACCAUGUUUCACUGUUGGGUUGAUCUUGUUAAGGUGGAGUGAGGUGUUAGAUUUUUGACAAAUGUAACUGGACCCACGUCUUCCAAAAAGUUCCACCUUUGACUCAACAGUCAACAGAAUAUUAUCCCAGAAGUCUUGGGGGUUGUCUAGAUGUUUUGGCAUGUAAGAUGAGCCUUUGUGUUUUUUUUGGCCAGCGUCCUUACUAUUUUGAAAUCAUGCACAUUGACCUUAACUGAGGCGAUUGAGGUCUGCAGGUCUUUAGAUGUUCCUCUGGGUCCUUUUCUUUUCAUUCUUCUGAAUAUGUUACAACUCCUGGGAAGGUUCACCACUCAUCCAAGUUUGCUCCAUUAGUGGAUAAUGGCUUUCACUGUGGUUUGGUGGAGUCCCAGAGUCUUAAGAAUGCCUUUGUUUCACAUCUGUACUGAGGCGAUUGAGUUCUGCAGGUCUUUAGAUGUUCCUCUGGGACCUUUUCUUUUCAUUCUUCUGGAUGAGUCACAACUCCUGGGAAGGUUCAUCACUCAUCCAGGUUUGCUCCAUUUGUGGAUACUGUGGUUUGGUGGAGUCCCAGAGUCUUAACAAUGCCUUUGUUUCACAUCUGUACUGAGGCGAUUGAGUUCUGCAGGUCUUUAGAUGUUCCUCUGGGACCUUUUCUUUUCAUUCUUCUGGAUGAGUCACAACUCCUGGGAAGGUUCAUCACUCAUCCAGGUUUGCUCCAUUUGUGGAUACUGUGGUUUGGUGGAGUCCCAGAGUCUUAACAAUGCCUUUGUUUCACAUCUGUACCGAGGCGUUUGAGGUCUGCAGUUCUCUUUAAAUGAUCAUCUGGGUUCUUUUCUGCGCUUCUGGAUGAGUCGCAAUUCCUGGGAAGGUUCACCACUAUUCCAAGUUUGCUCCAUUUGUGGAUACUGACUCUCACUGUGCUUCACUGGAGUCCCAGAGUUUGAACAAUGACUUAGUUUCGCAUCUUUAUUUGAGUGUCUGUAGAACGAGGCACCUACAGUGAAACACGGUGGUGGUAGCGUGAUGGUCUGUGGCUGCUGUGUUUUUUGAGACCUUCUGUCCUGCUUCACAUCACCAGACAGGAACGUAAAUUGAAGUUUAGAUUCAGCAGGCCUUGGAGUGAUCAUGUGACCAGGCGUGGUCGGUCUUUGUCUGAUAUUACAAGUAGUUUGAUGAUGUGAAACGUAGAAUACUUGUUCACAGCUCUGUAUGUUAUUAGCAUUUCAGAUGUAACAUUUCAGGUUUAUGUCAGGAGCUGAGUUGUAUCAUUUCUGAUGGUGUUUAAUAUUAUGGUGUUUCAUGUUUGAUAUGAUUGAACCAGCAGCAGUGAGAUACUGAACCGUUCACUAGGUUUGUGGUUCAUGUAAAUAGUGAUAAUAUGAGGAGGAUUCAGAACAGGAAGUGUUUGUGAAGUCCUGAUCUGAACAUCCUGUGAGUGAGUAAAUUUCAUACAAGGUUGGAAAGUAUGUGAUACACUAUGUGGACAAAAGUAUUGGGACACCUCGUUUAGUUACUGAAUUCAUGUUUUUCAGCCACAGCAGUCGCUAACAGGUGUAAUAAAUCAAUUAUAUUAAGAAAAUAAUAUGCUUUCAACUGUGCAGCAAUAGUUUAGGGAAGGCCCUUACCGAUUCCAUCAGUGUGCUCUAUAAAGACGUAAAGAAAAGCUUGGGUCUAAAGAAACUGCACAGAGUCCAGACGUCAGCUACACUCAACAGCUCUGGAAUGAACCGGAACAUCAACUGAUCAAUCAGUGCAAUCUUGAGACUGAGCACAAAUUCCUACACACAGCCAAACUUCAAAGUCUUGUGAGAAGCUUCUCAGAAGAGCGACUGUUCUAGCUGAAAUGAUCACACAGAGGUCACUGUUUGUUCUUGUCUGACAAGCUCAUGAUCAGGUGUCCAGAUACUUUUGUCCACAUUGUAUAAAUUGUACAUUGCAAGCUUGACUUUGUAUUAAUAAAGAUUUGAAGAUUU